ACCCCCUCCACCACCGUAACUCUCCUCUCACCCACCCAAUAUCUGCUGCUUCUACACCGCCUCCUAACUCAUUAACUUUCCACUCAUCUUCCACUUCCUCCUUCUCCUACCCUCCUACUCCUUUACCUCUUGCACCUCCACCUCCUCCUUCUCCCUCUCCUCCUCAAACCUGCUCCAUCAAAUCCACCUCUCACCGCCACCCCUCCUCUCCCUGCUCACACGCUUCUCUCUCUCUGCCCAGCAUGGCUCCUCUCGACAAGUUGCUGGCGACAGUCGCGAGACGCCUGGGUCACGUGUUGCCCGGAGCGAGGCGAGAAUACACGCGCGUGGGCAGCGAAGACGCGGUGGAGCUUGGGAACGUGAAUCGCGACGAGGAGAAGGAGGAGGAGGAGAAAAAGAGGAAGCGCAAGGGCAGCCUCUCCACGCAGGAGGCCAGCGGGCUGGACGUGCCCGAGGUGACACGGGCGCUAAAGACGGACACCGACGCGGGUCUGGACGCCGGCGAGGUCCUGCUUCGACGGGAGGUGCACGGGGCCAACGAGUUCGAGCUGGGAGAGCAUGAGCCCGUGUGGAAGAAGUACCUGUCCCAGUUCAAGAACCCCAUGAUCCUGCUGCUGCUGGCGUCCGCGGCCGUCAGCGUCAUCACGAAGCAAGUGGAUGACGCCAUCAGCAUCACCCUGGCCAUUGUCAUCGUGGUGACGGUGGCCUUUGUACAGGAGUACCGCUCAGAAAAAUCUCUAGAAGAACUCAACAAACUGGUUCCCCCGGAAUGCAACUGUGUCCGAGGAGGAACAACGGAGCGUCUCCUGGCGAGGGAGCUCGUCCCGGGGGACCUUGUGUGCCUCGCGCUCGGAGACCGAGUGCCGGCCGACCUGAGACUCACCGAGGCUGUGGAGCUCACGCUGGACGAGUCGAGCUUCACGGGCGAGACCCAGCCGAAUGCCAAGACGGUGGACGCGGCUCACCCCGGCCUCGACGGCAGCUGCGGCGGAGGCGGUGGCAGUAACAGCAGCCCCGUCAACAUCGUGUUCAUGGGGACCCUGGUCCGAAGCGGUCGCGGCAAGGGUAUCGUCGUCAACACCGGCGAGAACUCUCAGUUCGGCGAGGUGUUCCGCAUGAUGCAGAAGGAGGAGGCACCAAAGACACCCCUGCAGAAAAACAUGGAUCACUUGAGCAAGCAGCUGUCGCUGUACUCCUUCGGGAUCAUCGGGCUGAUUGCACUGGCCGGUUGGCUCCAGGGGAAGUCUCUCCUCAAUAUGUUUACCAUCGGUGUCAGCCUGGCGGUGGCAGCCAUCCCGGAGGGGCUACCCAUCGUGGUGACGGUGACGCUGGCGCUGGGCGUGAUGAGAAUGGCCGCCAAGAACGCGGUGGUGAGGAGACUGCCCACGGUGGAGACACUUGGUUGCUGUGACGUCAUCUGCUCCGACAAAACGGGAACACUCACAUCGAACGAGAUGACCGUCACCCGAGUGUUCACGUCAGAGGGGCUGCUGGCUGAGGUGAGCGGCGUGGGCUACUUCACCCAGGGGGAGGUGACGAUCGACGGACAGGCGCAGAGCGCGUCGUCAAACGCGACGCUGACUAAGCUGUGCGAGGUGGCGUGCGUGUGCAACGACGCAGUCUUGAGAGACGGGGUGCUCCUGGGCGCGCCCACGGAAGGGGCGUUACUGAACCUGGCAGCCAAGCUCGGCGUCGGCGGCGUGAGGGAUGAACACGAGCGCAUCGAGGAGGUCCCGUUCAGCUCCGAGCGCGGCUGGAUGGCCGUGCGCUGCAUGUCCACCACACAGAGGGCUCCACGUGGAGCGUUCUUCGUGAAGGGAGCGUGCGAGCGCGUGCUGGAGCAGUGCCGCUCCUACAGCAGCCACGGGCUCGCGGUGGCACUCACACCGCAGGUGUGCGACAGCUUCCACCGCCAGAGGAUGGCUCUUGGCAGCCAGGGCCUCCGAGUGCUGGCACUCGCGAGUGGGCAGGAGCUGGGCCGCCUCACCUUCCUGGGCCUCGUCGGGAUGAUGGACCCCCCGCGGCCCACGGUGCCCGACGCCGUCGCCACCCUCCAGCGCUCCGGGGUGACCGUCGUCAUGGUUACCGGCGACGCCAUGGAAACCGCUGUUGCCAUCGGGAGAUCGAUGGGCUUGUACGGCGAGGGCAAUCGCAAGAUGUCCGGCGAGGACAUCGACAACAUGGAGCUCCCGGAACUGGCGGCUGCCGUCGAGAAGGUCACGAUCUUCUACCGCACGAGCCCUCGUCACAAGCUCAAGAUCGUUAAGGCAUUCCAGCUGAGGGGCGCCGUGGUGGGCAUGACGGGCGACGGCGUGAACGACGCGGUGGCGCUGCGCGCGGCCGAGAUCGGCGUCGCCAUGGGCCUCUCGGGCACCGACGUGUGCAAGGAGGCGGCCGACAUGAUCCUCCUGGACGACGACUUCAGCACUAUCCUGUCCGCGAUUGAGGAAGGCAAGGGAAUUUUUCACAACAUCCGCAACUUUGUAAAGUUUCAGCUCAGCACGAGCAUGGCUGCCCUGAGUCUGAUCGCCAUCACGACGCUGCUUGACUACCCCAACCCACUCAACGCCAUGCAGAUCCUGUGGAUCAACAUCAUCAUGGACGGACCCCCCGCUCAGAGUCUGGGCGUGGAGCCCGUGUGUGCCGACGUGGUGCGGCUGCCCCCGCGACGCCGAGGGGAGCGCAUCAUCACGCUCAGCCUCCUCUUCCGCACGCUCAUGUCGGCCGCCAUCAUCACCAGCGGGACCCUCUACGUCUUUUGGAAGGAGAUGCAAGAUGGUCACGUGACGUCCCGCGACACCACCAUGACCUUCACGUGCUUCGUGUUUUUCGACAUGUUCAACGCUCUGGGUUCCCGGUCACAGACCAAGACGGUGUUCGAGAUCGGGUUUCUGACCAACAAAUUCUUCCUGGUGUCGGUGCUCGGCUCGCUGCUGGGACAGCUGGCUGUCAUCUACCUCCUGCCCCUGCAGAAAAUCUUCCAGACCACGUACCUGUCGCCCCUCGACCUCCUGUUCCUCGUGGGAAUCUGCUCGUCGGUGUGGAUCGCCAACGAACUGGAGAAGAAGCUGGAGUGCUUCGUCAGGGCUCGCUGGUGCGGCAAACGAAAGGGGGCGGCCAGCGGUGUCAAGGACGAUGUCGAUGACUCUGCUGCUGUCGCUGCCGCCGAGGCCGGUGCUGCCGCCGAUGCCAGAGGGAGCUCGAACGCGGCGGGGAGCAAAGUGCACAUCGCCGUUCCCAUACUGUCGGCUUGAGCCGGGCUCUGCUCAGUGUGGGGUUCUCAGGAAUUUGCGUGCGACGGGAAGGCCGUGCCGCCGUGACCGUCGCACGUGCCCGUCUCUUCCUUCCUCCUGCCGCAUCCUGCAGAUGUCGCGCAGGUGACGUCAGACCUUCAAGGACCUUACGGUCUUGUCGCUGCCGUUUAUCUGGCUCUCGGUCUUUUUUCAACGGUUUUACUGAAAUCUUGUAAUCAAAAUUUCGUCCACUUCCCGUUGUCCAAUCAAUUCCAAAAAUUUGCACAC
This is a messenger RNA of Petromyzon marinus (sea lamprey), 3521 nucleotides long. RefSeq names its product calcium-transporting ATPase type 2C member 1-like. NCBI's taxonomy places the organism in Eukaryota, Metazoa, Chordata, Hyperoartia, Petromyzontiformes, Petromyzontidae. Gene Ontology annotation, molecular function: ATP binding; P-type calcium transporter activity; ATP hydrolysis activity. Gene Ontology annotation, biological process: calcium ion transport. The record is from RefSeq and is a predicted model, not a curated record. Gene Ontology annotation, cellular component: membrane.